CCACUCCACCUACUGGCUCCUCAUUUCCCUUUCUUUGGAGACUCUUAGUAAUGAACCAUGUACUGUGAUCCCAUUGUCUUUGAUUUUUUUUUUUUUUUAAAGCCAGGAGACAGCUUUUGAGAUAUCGAGGACUUCAAUCAGGUUAUGAGAAUGUGGUUGUGCCUUGUAGAAGAAGGAAGAGAUCCCGAGAGCCCUGAAUUAGGAGCCAGAGGCUGUCUCAUCUUGCCCUUGUGACUUAACUUCUAUGUAAUAGUCCAGCAAAUCAGUUAACCUCCUCUGGGCCUCCAUUUUCUUUCUGAUAUGAGAAAUGAGUGUUGGACGCCGAAGAAUAAAGUUGCUGGGUAUCCUGAUGAUGACAAAUGUCUUCAUUUAUUUGAUUGUGGAAGUCACCAAAAACAGUAGCCAGGAAAAAAAUGGAAAGGGGGAAGUAAUAAUACCCAAAGAGAAGUUCUGGAAGAUUUCUAGCCCUCCGCAGGCAUACUGGAACAGAGAACAAGAAAAGCUGAACAAGCGGUAUAACCCCAUCCUGAGCAUGCUGCCCAACCAGACCGGGGAAGCUGAUGGGGUUUCCAACAUAAGCCACCUGAAUUACUGUGAGCCCGACCUGAGGGUCACAUCUGUCGUUGCAGGGUUCAGCAAUUUGCCAGACAGAUUUAAAGACUUCCUGCUGUAUUUGAGAUGUCGGAAUUAUUCACUACUUAUAGAUCAACCAGAGAAGUGUGCAAAGAAACCCUUCCUGUUGCUGGCCAUCAAGUCCCUCACUCCACAUUUUGCUAGAAGGCAGGCAAUCCGGGAAUCCUGGGGCAGAGAAACCAAUGUGGGGAACCAAACUGUGGUGCGUGUCUUCUUGCUGGGACAGACUCCGCCAGAGGACAACCACCCUGAUCUUUCAGAUAUGCUGAAAUUCGAGAGUGAGAAGCACCAGGACAUCCUCAUGUGGAACUACAGAGACACUUUCUUCAACUUGUCCCUGAAGGAGGUGCUGUUUCUCAGGUGGGUGAGCACUUCCUGCCCAGACACUGAGUUCGUUUUCAAGGGUGAUGACGAUGUUUUCGUGAACACCCAUCACAUCCUGAAUUACUUGAAUAGCUUAUCCAAGAACAAAGCCAAAGAUUUGUUUAUAGGUGAUGUGAUCCACAAUGCUGGGCCUCAUCGGGAUAAGAAACUGAAGUACUACAUCCCAGAAGUUGUUUACUCUGGGGUCUACCCCCCUUACGCAGGGGGAGGGGGAUUCCUCUACUCCGGCCAGCUGGCCCUGAGGCUGUACAGUGUAACUGACCGGGUCCAUCUCUACCCCAUCGAUGAUGUUUAUACUGGAAUGUGCCUUCAGAAACUCGGCCUCGUUCCAGAGAAACACAAAGGCUUCAGGACAUUUGAUAUUGAGGAGAAAAACAAAAAUAAUAUUUGUUCCUAUGUAGAUCUGAUGUUAGUGCAUAGUAGAAAACCUCAAGAGAUGAUUGAUAUUUGGUCUCGGUUGCAAAGUGCUCAUUUAAAAUGCUAAAAUAUAUCCAAACUAAAUUUUGCAUAGAAAGACAUACUAUCGACAGUUCUAAAUAGAACUUGAAUAGGUCAUAGUUAGAACUUGAAUAGUUCCUAUGUUGUGUUUUCACAAUAGGGUAAUUUCUAUGUGAAACCAUCCAAAUUGCCUUUAUACGUAGUAUCCUUUUGAGGAUUCUUAACCCUUCAACUGGUACUUUCAUGAAGAGGGAAGCGAGAAAGUGGAGUUCAUGGCAGAACAAUUGGUUCUGAUCCUUCCUAGUGACUAAUGGUCCUUGUUUCUAAUCUGUCCCCCUUUUUCUCCAAAAUCGUAAGUUUCUGGAAUGUGACCAUUUUAAGUUAUUUUUGUUUCACUCAUAAGUGAUAAUAUGCCUACUUCUCAUUAUAAUGAUUAUUUCUAAUUCUGGUGUUUAUAAACCUAUUGGCUACAAAGACUUUGUUAUACAGAGUUUAAUUUUUUUUUGAAAUGGAAUCAUGUUCAUUUUCAUGAGAUUUGGAUGAUUUUGUUUUAAUUGUCCAGAAAGUCAACUCUUGAAAUUUUCUGCCACCCCAACAGUAUUUUCCUAUGUUAAUCUAAUUAGUUAAUUUGGUAAAAUGAGAAUCGCUGUGUGAAACUCAUCCAGUUUCUCUUGUGGUCUUAUGGUCAUAAUGAGAGGGAGAAUAUUUCAUUUUUCUUGUAUUUGUUUUGCUGAAUGAUAUCAAAAUAGUAAUCUGACUUUAGUAUUUGAAAAAAUGAGUACAAUUCAUAAUGGCCAAUAGAAGAUUGAACUGCCCUGGCAGCCAUAUUGAGUUUGUGAAUUUUCAGUAUGGACCAGGUAAGCACAUGUAACUUUGGAUAAGAUUGAAGUUGCAGACCUCUUCCUGUGUGGUUUGUCAGCUUAAAACUCCAGGAUUCUAUUCUUGCCAUAUUUUCACAUGUUGCUUAUACAAAAUUAUUCUGAGUAGUGAUCGCUUCCCUGUCUCAGUGUAGAAGUGCCUGUGUUUUUAUUUAUUAUUCAGAUCAAAGACCAAAACAUUUUCUUAAAUAUAUUUUGUGUAAUAUUUUAUUUGUAUACAGUGUUGUCGAUGAAAUAUUUAACUAGAGCAUGAUAUUUUAAAUGUUAAGGUGUAAUAUAUGUUAAAUAAAGCUAACUGUUAUUUUUGAAUUUGAAAAUUCCCUUUUUUGGGGGUAUAAAGUACUAUAGUUGAUAAAAAUUCUGCCAAACUAUUGCUUACAUGUACUAUAUUGUAAUGUGCUCUCUUGAAAUAUUUUUGUGUUUAUAGAGAUAAGGAUUCCUAUUAGAUGGGAUAUUGGAGGCUGUAAGAAAAUUGAAAUAAAGUUGCUGUAUUUUUAAUUGU
Messenger RNA from Tupaia belangeri chinensis (Chinese tree shrew), 2835 nucleotides. RefSeq names its product UDP-GlcNAc:betaGal beta-1,3-N-acetylglucosaminyltransferase 2 (gene B3GNT2). The record is from RefSeq and is a predicted model, not a curated record. Bases 308 to 1501 code for a protein of 397 amino acids. Gene Ontology annotation, cellular component: Golgi membrane. The transcript is spliced from 2 exons. Gene Ontology annotation, molecular function: N-acetyllactosaminide beta-1,3-N-acetylglucosaminyltransferase activity. Gene Ontology annotation, biological process: poly-N-acetyllactosamine biosynthetic process; protein O-linked glycosylation. Lineage: Eukaryota; Metazoa; Chordata; Mammalia; Scandentia; Tupaiidae.